AUGUCAAAGAUAUCCAAAGCCGCCUUCGAAUCACUUGCCAAAAAGAUCAGAGAAAACGCGGAUUCGCUCAAGAACCUUAGCUUUCCUGAUGGAGCGACGUCCAAAACCGCCGUCCAGACACGGGACCUCCGUUUCGAUGUGCAUCGGAAUACACAAGACCCAACAAUGGCCACUGGAAUAAUACAGGCGAACAGUCAAGCAACCGACAGAACAGUCAAGGAAUUCAUCAAGGGUAGAACUGGCGGACAUGCUGGUACUCAUCAGGUUAUUGGACAGAAGAUACGAUUCAGUCUGGGAGAUCAAUUUAAGGUUGAAGAAGUGGCGGGUGCUGUUGAGAAAACCGAAUGA
Aspergillus pseudoviridinutans is the source of this 348-nucleotide messenger RNA. RefSeq lists its product as uncharacterized. Bases 1 to 348 code for a protein of 115 amino acids. The record is from RefSeq and is a predicted model, not a curated record. The transcript has a single exon. Lineage: Eukaryota; Fungi; Ascomycota; Eurotiomycetes; Eurotiales; Aspergillaceae.